Molecule: messenger RNA, 3219 nt
Organism: Anopheles marshallii
Lineage: Eukaryota; Metazoa; Arthropoda; Insecta; Diptera; Culicidae
Gene: Prp5
Product: probable ATP-dependent RNA helicase DDX46
Exons: 4
Coding region: 1-3219 (1072 amino acids)
Biological process (GO): mRNA splicing, via spliceosome
Cellular component (GO): nucleus
Molecular function (GO): nucleic acid binding; ATP binding; RNA helicase activity
Source: RefSeq, a predicted model, not a curated record
AUGACUCGUACAGGUGAAAAUGGGAAGGAUCGGCGUCGAUCACGAAGUAAAUCUACCUCGCCGGAACGCAAAAAGAAACGUUCUCGCAGCCACGAUAGGAGCAAAGGCAGUAGUUCCCGUUCAUCCGUCAAUAAUGGCAGUGCCAGUACAGCCGGCUUGUCGUCCGUGUUUGGUGGCAGUAGCAGUUCCGUCCGUCGAGAACGCCACCGGGAGGAGCAUAGGGAACGAGAACGAGAGCUCUGGGAGCGGGAGAAAGAACGCGACCGGGAGCUGGAAAAGGAACGCGAAAAGGAAGCUGCUCGCAAGCGCGAACGCGAAAAGGAGCGGGAAAAAUUACGUGAACAGGCAACCAAGUAUGCCCAAAGCGUAAGCAGCAGUGGAAAACAGUCCAAGUUCGAUCAGAUGCCUCCGGGCAUGAUGGCUCCACCGCCCCUUCUACCGCCCACGGUUGUGGUCGUGGAAAAGUUGGCCGAAGAAAAGAAGUCAAUAUUCCGGGAACAUCCCAAAGAAGAGGUAUACGAGGUACCGGUAGCUCCCAUUGACAAGGAGGAGGAACAACGUCGCCUUGAGCAGGAAAUGACUAAACGCCGUGAGCGUAUCGAGCGAUGGCGGGCGGAGCGAAAUAAAAAGGAACAGGAGAUCAAAAAACCACUGCCAACGAUCGUUCCGAUGUCAUCGUCUGGCGCGAAAAAGUGGAGUCUCGAGGACGACGAGGAAGAUGACGAAACGGAAGACGCAAAAGAUAAAGCGGAAGAGGAGGUCGAAGAGGAAGAAGAAAUCGAUCCGUUGGAUGCCUUUAUGAAGGAAGUAAAUGAAGAGGUACGCAAAGUUAACAAGCUAUCCAAUCCGCUCCCAAAAACGGACGGUAAAGCUUCCAGCAGUGGUGUCACGAUCAUCACCGGCGUGGCAAAGCAAAAAUCGGAAACGAAAAAAGGUGAACUAAUCGAGCAGAACCAGGACGGGCUGGAGUAUUCGUCGGAGGAAGAACAGGAAGACAUUAAGGAUACGGCAGCGAAUCUGGCUAACAAGCAGAAGAAAGAGCUGGCCAAAAUUGACCAUUCCGGCAUUAACUAUAUGCCUUUCCGGAAGUCGUUCUAUGUGGAGGUGCCAGAAAUUGCUCGCAUGACGCAGACAGAGAUUGAUGCGUACAAGAAGGAGCUGGAAGGAAUUGCCGUCAAAGGCAAAGGAUGCCCGAAACCGAUCAAAACUUGGGCUCACUGUGGUGUAUCGAAGAAAGAGUUUGAGGUACUUCGUAAGCUUGGCUUCGAGAAACCGACACCGAUCCAAUGUCAGGCCAUACCGGCCAUCAUGUCGGGAAGGGAUCUGAUAGGCAUCGCAAAAACUGGCAGCGGAAAAACGCUAGCCUUCAUUUUACCUAUGUUCCGGCACAUUCUCGAUCAGCCCCCGUUGGAUGAUGGUGAUGGACCGAUCGCGAUCAUAAUGACGCCAACGCGCGAGCUGUGCAUGCAGAUCGGGAAGGAUAUUAAGAAGUUUUCGAAAUCUCUUAAUCUUCGGACCGCAUGCGUUUACGGUGGUACGGGCAUAUCGGAACAGAUUGCCGAGCUGAAACGAGGCGCAGAAAUUAUUGUCUGUACGCCCGGGCGUAUGAUCGACAUGCUGGCGGCAAACUCGGGUCGUGUGACAAACCUGCGGCGCGUAACGUACGUCGUGUUGGACGAAGCCGACCGUAUGUUCGACAUGGGCUUCGAGCCGCAGGUGAUGCGUAUCAUUGACAAUGUACGUCCCGAUCGACAAACUGUAAUGUUUAGUGCGACCUUCCCACGGCAGAUGGAGGCACUGGCGCGAAGGAUCUUAAAGAAACCAAUCGAGGUGCAGGUCGGCGGACGAUCGGUCGUUUGUAAGGAUGUCGAACAGCACGUGGUAGUGUUGGAUGAUGAGGCAAAAUUUUUCAAACUGCUCGAACUGCUUGGUAUUUACCAGGAGCAGGGCAGUAUUAUCGUGUUUGUCGAUAAACAAGAAAAUGCUGACAGUCUGUUAAAAGAUUUGAUGAAGGCGUCCUAUCCGUGCAUGAGUCUGCACGGUGGUAUCGAUCAGUUCGAUCGAGACUCUACCAUGGUGGACUUCAAGCAGGGUCGUGUUAAGUUACUGAUUGCCACCUCAGUUGCAGCACGCGGAUUAGAUGUGAAGCAACUAAUUCUCGUCGUAAACUAUGACUGUCCGAACCACUAUGAAGAUUAUGUGCAUCGCUGUGGACGGACAGGGCGUGCCGGAGCAAAGGGAUUUGCAUGGACAUUCCUUACGCCGGAACAGGGACGGUACGCGGGUGACAUUAUUCGUGCGCUCGAACUCUCCGGUGGUACAGUGCCGGAUGAUUUGCGCAACCUCUGGGACACUUAUAAAGCGGCACAGGAAGCGGAAGGCAAGAAGGUUCACACUGGUGGAGGGUUCAGCGGUAAAGGCUUCAAAUUCGACGCUCAAGAAGCGGCUGCCGUAAAUGAGCGGAAGAAAAUGCAAAAAGCGGCACUUGGAUUGCAAGACUCAGACGACGAGGAAGAUCUUGAGCAGGACAUUGAUCAGCAAAUCGAAAACAUGUUCGCUACCAAGCGCAUUGUUAAGGAAGUGGAAGCACCUUCGACGAAUAAUCGUGAGCAGCAGAAUAAUCCACCACCGGUACCAGCUCCACCGGUUCCGAAUGUGACGCACUCGGACAAGCUUGAACUGGCCAAACGAUUGGCGUCGAAGAUCAACCUUCAGAAGACACUCGGCACGGAUUCAAAGGGGGCAACACAGCAGGCUGCCGAAGCAAUACUGAAGGGUGCCAAUACGCAGCAGCUGAUUGCGGCAAAGACUGUCGCGGAACAGCUGGCGGCUAAGCUUAACAACAAGCUCAACUAUCAACCGAAAGAUGAGGAAGAACCGGUGGUGGAAACGAACGAACAGGUGUUCCGUAAGUAUGAAGAAGAGCUAGAGAUUAAUGAUUUCCCGCAGCAGGCACGUUGGAAGGUUACAUCGAAGGAAGCGUUAGCGCAAAUAUCCGAAUACUCCGAGGCGGGUCUCACCGUACGUGGUACGUACGUGCCACCUGGUAAAAAUCCACCCGACGGUGAACGUAAGCUGUAUCUUGCUAUCGAGAGCUGCAACGAGCUCGCAGUGACGAAGGCAAAGCGUGAAAUUACGCGCCUCAUUAAGGAAGAGUUGUUGAAACUUCAGGCAUCAUCUCAUCAUGUCAUCAAUAAGGCUCGAUACAAGGUGGUGUAA